Messenger RNA from Acomys russatus (golden spiny mouse), 2607 nucleotides. RefSeq names its product coiled-coil domain containing 87 (gene Ccdc87). The transcript has a single exon. NCBI's taxonomy places the organism in Eukaryota, Metazoa, Chordata, Mammalia, Rodentia, Muridae. Bases 33 to 2600 code for a protein of 855 amino acids. The record is from RefSeq and is a predicted model, not a curated record.
UACUGGCUCCGCGGGCGCCACUAGCAUAAAAGAUGGAGUCUCAUGGGAAGGAGCCUGAUCUCAAGCCGAUUUACCACCAAUUGCUGAGUCCCCUGUCGCUCUUCCCCCGCAAGGCGACGCCUCCAGAAGCUCCGAAGCACGCCUCGCAAGCCGCCUUAACUUUGCAAUCCUUCUCGCUCGCGAAACUGAGAGUGGGGCCGCUGUGCCGCCUGGUGUCCAAGCGUCUAGCAAGCAGCGGGCGGGCGGCGCGGGUGACUCCCAAGGACCGACUCUAUCUCACCCAGGUUAUCCUAGAGGAGCUGAAGUGCAGCUGGCGGGAACCUCCUACAGAACCUAUUCUGAACUACGAAAACAAUCAGAAGCUGAGGAAGCGGCUGGAGUCCUAUGUGCUGAUUUGUAGUGAGCAGCUCUUCAUACGCUACCUGCACCUGCUGGUGACCCUCCCCAUCUCUAGAAAGGUCUUCACUGAAUCGGCCACCCUCAGCCGGUUGGCAGCCAGCCUUGCCAGGGAUUGCACAAUCUUCCUCACCAGUCCCGAUGUCUACCGUUGCCUGCUGGCUGAUUUUCAGACCCUGCUGAAUUUAGAGCAGAGCCGGGGAGGCAUAUCCAGGCUGCGGCCCCCUGUUUGCCCCCCUGGGACUUUCAAGCUCUGUCCAAUCCCCUGGCCUCACAGCACGGGCUUGGACCAAGUGCCAUGCUCUAGCCUCAACCUGAACUACCUUGUCCAACUUAGCCGCCCAUAUGAUUUCCCCAGUGAGCCGGAGCCUGAUCCAGUGAAGGAGUUGAAAUCCAUCCCCCAGCUGAAGAGUAGAAAACAUCUCCUCUGGGUGCCUUCCGUGAAAAAGGAAAAAGAAGUUGCAGUGAGUUCCUCACAGACAGCAGCAGCAUUGCCUAGCCAUUCUCCUCCCGGCAGCGAGACUUCUCCCCUCCCCACUUUGCCAGUCUACCCCAGCCUCCGAAGGGGCCAGUCCAUGCCCUGUCUUCAUGAGAAAUGGAGUCUGGCAGAUGAAUUGGGCCUUUCCCCUCUCUCCCCUCACCCCCUCACCCCUCUGAUCUUGGCUCCAGAGAGCAAACCGCAGCUGUUCCGGGACGUCGCGGCUGAGGAUCUGAGACAGAAGGUGAAGGUCAUGAAGAUGGAGUGGACUCACUACUCCCCACUGGACUCGGGCCUGCCCCCCCUCCUCGGGGUCCUUACCCGGCGCCUAACUGCGCAGCACCACAUAGAAGACUUGCAGCGAAUGCUGAAGAGCCUGGAGGAGGAAGAAGCCUCCGGACAGUGGGAUCUCCACCCGCCAAGAGCCACUCCCUUUCACCCACAGCCGGUGACUGUUACUCUAAAGCUGCAAAACCAGGUCGUGGUGCAGGUAGCUACUGUGCAACUCUCUUACAGAUACUAUUCUGACACUUUCCGUGUUGAGGGGGCUGGAGCCCUGUACAACCAUCUGGCUGGGGAACUGGAUUGCAAAGCCAUCGAAGAAAUGGAUUCUCACCGUCUUGUUGGCAAUACCACCAAAGAGGUAUACAAGGAAUUGAUGAGCCGAGUCUCUGCUGGUCAUUUCUCUUACGAUGAAGGACCCCAGACUGAGCCUUGGGCAGAUAAAGACUGUUCCUCCUUCCUGUCCUCAGCUUGUAUAUCCCAAGAUAAACAUGCCGCAGUCAUUAACCAGGAUCUGGUUGGGUUUUACUCCAAGAGACCAAGCACUCAGCAGGUGAGCCCCGAGAAGGUGCCUUCCCUCUCAUUACUUCAAAAGCACAAAAGCUGGGACAAGCGGCCAAACAGGGGCGUGGGGAUGAACUGGUGGAAGAUCGCUGUAUCUUCGGAUGACUACUUCAUGUACCUCGCCACUCAAGAGUCGGAUUUCCUCCAUGUCAUCUUCCAAAAGUAUGAAGAAGAGGCUCCUGUGGAGGUUGCACUUCCUUCCAAAGAGUCCCUAGAGAUUCUGAACCCUCUUCCACUGCUGGAAGAUGAAGAGCCAUACUUUGUGCCAGGAGAGUGGAAUUGGAGCUCAGUGAUAGAGGACAGCUCAGUAAUUGGGAAAGCCCACAUGAUAACCCUGCAAGAGCGUCUAGAACGACUGUGGGUCAUGUUGGAAGUCCCUGACCAGAGCCGCCUGGACAUGGUCAUUAAGUACAGCUCCAAUGCCCGCCUGCAGCAGUUACCAGCAUUUAUCAGGGCCUGGGAGCACGCCUUGAAGGUCAUUCAGACGCGGGAGUUGUUGCUAGGGAGACUGGAGUGGUUUGAGCGGCAAGCCUCGGACCCCAAUCGCUUCUUCCAAAAGCCUGAUUUGGCGCUGAGUCGAGUCCUGGAGGAGAAUCGGAUCCGUAGCCAUCUCCAAAUGAAGCUUACUCUAAUGGAAUCUUCUCUGACUUCCUUGCUGGAAAAUGUAGAGUCUGUCUUUGGGGAGCCAGUGACCUUCAAGGGGCGUCGCUAUCUGGAGAAGAUGAAGCAGGACAAAGUGGAGAUGCUCUACUGGCUCCAGCAACAGCGGCGGAUUCGCAACCUGAUCCGGGCCCAGAAAAACUUCCACCGACCAUCCAUGCUCACAAGGAACAGCAGCCGGGCUCUUAUAGCUCCGGGCAAUACACCUACUACCCACUAAGGGGCCA